Messenger RNA from Onychomys torridus (southern grasshopper mouse), 722 nucleotides. It is a transcript of the gene Edf1, whose product is annotated as endothelial differentiation related factor 1. Lineage: Eukaryota; Metazoa; Chordata; Mammalia; Rodentia; Cricetidae. The transcript has 5 exons. Bases 104 to 550 code for a protein of 148 amino acids. The record is from RefSeq and is a predicted model, not a curated record. Gene Ontology annotation, molecular function: DNA binding. Gene Ontology annotation, cellular component: nucleus.
GCAGGCGCCGGAAGCGGGCAGGCGACGAAGGGACGUCGCGUUGCUGCGCCGGGUCUCGAGCAGCUGCCAGAGCCGUCGGACGGACCGCCGCCCCCGCCGCGCCAUGGCCGAGAGCGACUGGGACACCGUGACGGUGCUGCGCAAGAAGGGCCCCACGGCCGCCCAGGCCAAGUCUAAGCAGGCCAUCUUAGCAGCUCAGAGACGAGGAGAAGAUGUGGAGACAUCCAAGAAAUGGGCUGCUGGCCAGAACAAGCAGCAUUCCAUCACUAAGAACACAGCCAAGCUAGACCGGGAGACAGAGGAGCUGCAUCAUGACAGGGUGACCCUGGAGGUGGGCAAAGUGAUUCAGCGGGGCCGCCAGAGCAAGGGCCUGACGCAGAAGGACCUGGCCACGAAAAUCAAUGAAAAGCCGCAAGUCAUCGCAGACUAUGAAAGUGGACGGGCCAUUCCGAAUAACCAGGUUUUGGGCAAAAUUGAGAGAGCCAUCGGCCUCAAGCUCCGGGGGAAGGACAUCGGGAAGCCUAUCGAGAAGGGGCCGAAGGCGAAAUGAACACAAAGCCUCGAAGCCAGUGGUUCCGGCUGAGCUCUUCUGGCUGGUCCCCCAGGACCACCAGCACUGCCGUGGGUCUCCUCACAUGGUCAAACGGAACACGGGGGUCAGGCCUGUGUGCCCCCUCAACCCAUACCUGCUGUCAAACAAAGCAAAACCUUGCAAAGUGAUA